UAUUUUUGAUUAAGGACUCGGCCGCUCCGAAUUUCAGUCAAGGGCUCGCACACUGAAAAUUCUCAGGGAAGGACUUUCCGGCCGAAUAUAAAUACCUCCCUAUUUUCUUCCCAAUCAUGCCACCACUGCUUUCUUCUUCUGCAUUGUUACUUCCUCUCCCUUUUCUGCCGUUUCGGUUCUGCGUCUUCGAUUCCGCAGGAUGACGAUCCUCAUCGAGCAGCCGGAAUUUGUUGAGGUGGAGGAGGAGAAGGUCUGUUCUGAAGAGAAUGAGAAUGAACUGGUGUUGGAUGGUGGAUUUGUGGUGCCGACGACCAACGCAUUUGGCCACACUUUUAGGGAUUAUGAUGUUAACAGUGAGCGGAGAGAUGGGGUUGAGGAAUUCUACCGAAUCCAGCACAUCAACCAAAGUUUUGAUUUUGUGAAGCGGAUGAGAGAAGAUUAUGGAAAAUUGGGAAAGGUGGAAAUGAGCAUAUGGGAGUGCUGUGAACUUUUGAAUGAAGUUGUGGAUGAGAGUGAUCCUGAUUUGGAUGAGCCUCAGAUUGAGCAUCUGCUGCAGACUGCUGAAGCUAUCAGAAAAGACUACCCUAAAGAAGGCUGGCUACAUUUGACUGCCCUAAUCCAUGAUCUUGGAAAGGUGCUUCAUCUUCCUGCUUUUGGUGAGCUUCCUCAGUGGGCUGUCGUAGGAGACACAUUUCCUGUUGGGUGUGCCUUUGAUGAGUCAAUUGUUCACCACAAGCAUUUCCAGGAAAAUCCUGACUACAGCAAUCCUGCUUAUAACACCAAAUAUGGAAUUUACUCUGAAGGCUGUGGACUUAACAAUGUUCUGAUGUCAUGGGGACACGAUGACUACAUGUACUUGGUGGCCAAAGGGAAUAACUCUACUCUUCCUUCAGCUGGUCUUUUCAUCAUCAGAUACCAUUCAUUUUAUGCUUUACACAGGGCAGGGGCAUAUAAGCACUUGAUGAAUGAAGAUGACAUUGAGAAUUUGAAGUGGCUCAAAGUGUUCAACAAGUAUGACCUUUACAGUAAGAGCAAAGUUCGCAUUGAUGUUGAGAAAGUCAAGCCCUACUAUCUCUCUUUAAUUGAGAAGUACUUUCCUGCAAAGUUGAGAUGGUGAAACUGGGAGGUUGGAUCAGUAGAGAAAUAAAUGGUAGCAGCUGAAUAAAGACACCGGAUUUAGCACUUUUGUUUCUCCGUUUUCGUUUCAAUGUUCUUUCUUUUUGUAUCCCUUUUAUGUUUCUUAUUCCACAGGGAGGAGGUGCUUUUACCUUUCCCCCUGAGUUUGUAAAUAAACCAGUUUGCAGUAAAUCUAUGGCAUAUUUGCCUUUGGUUUCUCA
This is a messenger RNA of Rosa rugosa (rugosa rose), 1337 nucleotides long. Its product is annotated as inositol oxygenase 1-like. The coding region runs from base 200 to 1117 and encodes 305 amino acids. Gene Ontology annotation, cellular component: cytoplasm. Lineage: Eukaryota; Viridiplantae; Streptophyta; Magnoliopsida; Rosales; Rosaceae. The record is from RefSeq and is a predicted model, not a curated record. The transcript has 11 exons. Gene Ontology annotation, biological process: inositol catabolic process. Gene Ontology annotation, molecular function: iron ion binding; inositol oxygenase activity.